This is a messenger RNA of Salvia miltiorrhiza (redroot sage), 2151 nucleotides long. RefSeq lists its product as uncharacterized. The transcript is spliced from 8 exons. The record is from RefSeq and is a predicted model, not a curated record. The coding region runs from base 1 to 2151 and encodes 716 amino acids. Lineage: Eukaryota; Viridiplantae; Streptophyta; Magnoliopsida; Lamiales; Lamiaceae.
AUGGGUGAUCCCGGCGACGGCUCUUACCCGACUGCAGGGCUCCUCGUGGUUGGGUGUUUCUCCUGUGAGCUCUCGUUUGAGCUCUCGGCGAAGGCUUCUUACAGGCUGGAGGACAAAAAUGAAGAAAGCGAGAGUUCAGAUGACGAUGAUUUUGAGGUUGUGCAUCCAAGGGUUCAAAUCGCGAACCUCAUGGAUGUACGGUGCAAACGAAGAGGAGUGAAGGAAAACUUUCCGAAGAAAAAAAAGGUCAGACAGAUUAUGGCAUCUGUUCCAGGUCUGAGAACACGGACUUCGCCAGCAUCACUGUUCAAGAAAAUUAGCUUGAUGAAUGAAGCUCAAAAACAAGCAGUACGUGACAUGGGAUUUGGGUCCGUAUUGCAGUUAGGUGUCAGAAAAUUACCUGGAAAACUAGCUUUCUGGGUAGUCGAGCAUUUCGACUGCAAGAGCUGUUCAAUUGUGGUGGGUGGUAAUCAAGGUAUAAGGGUUGAUGAAGAUGACGUGUAUAGAGUUUAUGGUUUUCCAAAAGGCAAAAAGGAAAUUGAGAUAUUCAAGAGAAAACAUAGAAGUCCUCUGUAUGAUGAGUGGUUGGCAUUCUUUGAAGAUUCAACUAAGGAUGACAUAAAGAUCACACAUGUGUUGGACGUGAUGAUAGAAAGGGUUGAUGCAGAUAUAUGGUUCAAAAGACAUUUCAUAAUUGCCAUGGCAUGUUGUUUGAUUGAGAGCAUGACCAGUGGGACAGUGCAUCCUUACAUUCUGAAUUGUCUUCAUGAUAUGGACAAACUAAGAGAGUGGAAUUGGGGGGCCUAUGUUCUGGACAGUGCAUGUGAUCAGAGACUUUCAUGGGACAAAAAUAAAAAGAAAGUUUUUGCAGGACCAGCCUUGUUCUUGACGUGCCUUUACGUCGAUCGCAUACAGGUUUUCGGAUCAUCACCAUCAAGGAGAGAAUUUCCUAUCAUUUCAAAUUGGACUACGUCCACUUUGUUGAAAAGGCAAAAGAAAGAAUUGGUUAACAGUUACUUUGGUGGUGGAAGACUUAGAACACCGAUUAAGCUUCCUGAUGAAUAUCAGAUUCAGCAUGAAACGGAUGGGAGGAAUUUGGCAGAUGAACAGCCGAAGAAAUCAAGUACAGAUGGAUAUGGACAACAUAUCAAUCUGGGACUGAGAAUCAUGCAAGAAGCAGUAGCAAUAGCAGUAGAGAACGCAUCUAGGAUUGAGAAUUUUAAAAGAAUGGUGAGCACGGCAACGACUUUGGAUUUGAAUGACCAGACGUUUAAGGAUAACGUCAUAACAGCUUGUAAGAUGUUGGGAAUCGAGAUCAAUAUCAAUGAAUUGAGUAAAGCUCAAGAUGAGACAAACAUUGGGGUGGAUGAAAAUCAAGAUCAGCCACUUGAUUCGAAUGACAUGUCCCUUAAGGAUACCGGUAUGCCAGCUUCUGAUAUCAAUGAAUUGAGUAAAGCUCAAGAUGAGACAAACAUUGGGGUGGAUAAAAAUCAAGAUCAGCCACUUGAUUCGAAUGACAUGUCCCUUAAGGAUACCGGUAUGCCUGCUUCUGAUAUGUUGGGAGUUGAGAUGAAUAUCAAUCCAGUAGAAAAAUCUCAAGAUCCGGCUAACAUAUUUCUGUAUGAUGAUCCAAUAUUCGAAAGCGAAUUAGUUGAUCUUGUGGACAAAGCAUCUGCCGAGUCUGAUACUUCGAAGACAAAGCACUUCGAGUGUGCUUUUGAUAUUCCCACGUUUGAUUUGCACUUCACUUCUCUAGACCCGACAAAGGAACAUGAUAACACAUAUCAACAGAAGGAAUCUUUGGAGGUGGCUGGAAUUGAGCGGAACGAUGGAUACCAGAUAAUGACAGGGAAUAACGUCAAGGAUGUCCAUGCAAAUAAUGUGGAUGUGUCGAAGAUCAAAGAAAAACCUCUAAGGGACAAGGAUACAAGCUCGGCGGAUCUGGGAUUGAAUAAGGAUAGUGAUAUGCAAAAAGCUGUUGAGGUUAAGAAUAACAAAGGCAAUGAGCCUUUAACUUAUAUUAGUGCAUACGGAGUUAGAAUCAGGGGAAAGCCGGCAGCAAGUAUAGGAUCCCCUUUGGCUUUGGGCGAUGUUGGAAAGGGGAAAGAAGCAAGCUCUGGUAAGAACGUGGGAGUGCCGAAAGAUGAUUAG